Molecule: messenger RNA, 1034 nt
Organism: Cynara cardunculus var. scolymus (artichoke)
Lineage: Eukaryota; Viridiplantae; Streptophyta; Magnoliopsida; Asterales; Asteraceae
Exons: 5
Coding region: 30-971 (313 amino acids)
Source: RefSeq, a predicted model, not a curated record
AGCCAGUGGUUCUGUUUUCGCAGGUAAAAAUGUUGGUAACACCGUCUGCCUCCAAUAAAACUCCGCCACCAUAUCCGACCACCGCCGUCGCCUCCUCCAUCAACCACCCUGAAAAUCCACAAAUUCACCUCAAAUCCAUCGAUCGCCGUUACAUUCUAGCUUCACUCGCCGCCUCAAUCACCCCAUUCUUCGCUCCUCAACCUCCUGUCAGUUACGACGAAUCUCCUCCUUUACUUCCGAUCUCCGUAUUACCCUCCGCCGCCGCUCGCGGCCUCUUCCAAAUGCCCCCUGUUCGUCUCUCCAAUCGGUAUUAUUUGGUUAGGGCAGGAGAAUCUGAAUUCGAGAGUUUGGGGAUAAUCAAUACAAAUCCAGUUGCGAAAACAUCUGUGGAUAAUGGAUUAUCAAAUAUAGGGAAGAAACAGACGGUGAGAGCAGCUUUGAGAUUGAAGGAAAUGGGAGCUUGUGAAAAUAGUUGCUGGAUUUGGCCUUCAAUUACUCAGAGAUCUUAUCAGGCUGCUGAGGUCAUUGCUGCUGUUAAUGGAGUUAACAGGAGUAAUAUAGUUCCAGAGUACAGUUUCUUGGAUGCUCGUGGAUUAGGAGCAUAUGAAGGCAAGUCUUUACAAUCUGUUUCAGAAAUAUAUGCAUCGGAUGGUCUUUCCACAAACAUUAAACCGCCCCCGAUCAACGAUGGAACGCCAAACGAGAGCGUUGCCGAUGUAUUUGUUCGUGUGACGCAACUAAUGUCGAUUCUUGAAACUCAGUACUCGGAGGACACUGUUAUCAUUGUGUCACCGGACUCGGAUAACUUGACAAUACUACAAGCGGGCUUAGUUGGACUCGAUCUUCGAAGGCAUAACGAGUUAUCGUUUGAGCCCGGGGAAGUUCGAUUCUUCGAUCCGAGUAGCAUUCCUACUUACAAGCAACCUGCUUCUGCUUUAUAUAAAUGUUUAAACCCUCCCCGUUGUACAUGAAUAAAGAGGAAUAAACGUCAUCUUUGUAUAAAAAACAGCAAUAAGGGGGCGUUUGGUUCAGGC